AGUUAAGGGUAUGGAUAAUUCUGAAAUAUGUCAUUUGAUAAAAAUGUAUAUAAACCAGAUAAAAAGUAUCAUUUUCCUAAAUCUAAUGGCAGAUCAUUUAGGCAUGAUUGGCUAGACCAGCAUGAAUGGCUUUGCUAUUCACCUUCACAAAAUGGUACUCUGCAGCCUAUCGAGAUGAUCAUGGAUGCUGGUAUCAAGAAAGAAAUAGAACAGAAUAGGGAAAUACUAUCUCCAAUUAUUGAUUCUGUCAUUUUUUGUGGACGUCUAGGUUUACCUCUUCGUGGGCAUCGUGAUGAUUCCAAGUAUCACCCUACUGUUGGUUGUUAUUCAUCUGGAGGGGUUGGUAAUUUCAUUGAAACACUCAAUUAUGGAGUUAGGAGAGGGGAUAAAGUUUUAGAAAAUCAUUUAAAGAAUUGUGGUAAGAAUAGAAGUUAUAUUUCUAAAACAAGUCAAAAUAAAAUCAUUAAAUGUUGUGGCCAGGUAAUCAGUAAUCAGAUUAUUUCUGAUAUCAAAAAGUAA
This is a messenger RNA of Xenia sp. Carnegie-2017, 519 nucleotides long. RefSeq lists its product as uncharacterized. NCBI's taxonomy places the organism in Eukaryota, Metazoa, Cnidaria, Anthozoa, Malacalcyonacea, Xeniidae. The record is from RefSeq and is a predicted model, not a curated record. The transcript has 2 exons. Bases 28 to 519 code for a protein of 163 amino acids.